Podarcis muralis (Common wall lizard) is the source of this 1067-nucleotide messenger RNA. RefSeq names its product BCL2 interacting protein 3 (gene BNIP3). Gene Ontology annotation, biological process: positive regulation of apoptotic process; mitochondrial outer membrane permeabilization. NCBI's taxonomy places the organism in Eukaryota, Metazoa, Chordata, Lepidosauria, Squamata, Lacertidae. The record is from RefSeq and is a predicted model, not a curated record. Gene Ontology annotation, cellular component: nuclear envelope; mitochondrial outer membrane; nucleus.
CAGCUGGGCGUGCGCGGCUGGCUCCCGAAGCAGGCAGCAGCUGCUACUGUCAGCGGCGUCAGCGGGAAGAGAGCAGCCGAGAGAGAGAGACUCCAAAAUAGACGCGCUUCUUUCCCAGGAGCCAUGUCGUCGAGCGAGGGGCUGGGGGUGCAAGAGGAGAACUUGCAGGGUUCCUGGGUGGAGCUGCACUUUUCCAGCAACGGGAAUGGUAACGGUGCCCAGCCAACAAGCCAGGAGCAAGGCCCAGCCUCGAUUUCUAUUCACAAUGGCGACAUGGAGAAAAUCCUUCUAGAUGCCCAGCAUGAGUCUGGAAGAAGCAGCUCACGAGAGAGCUCCCAUUGUGACAGUCCUCCUCGAUCCCAGACGCCUCAGGACAUUCACAGAGCUUCUGAAGUCGAGAGCCGUGGCAGCGGAGAAAAGAAUAGCUCUCAGUCUGAGGAAGAUUUUCAGGAAAGAAGGAAAGAAGUUGAACAGCUUUUGAAGAAAAAUUCUGACUGGAUGUGGGACUGGUCCAGCAGGCCUGAAAACAUUCCACCCAAGGAAUUUCUGUUUAAACACCCCAAGCGCACUGCCACCCUCAGCAUGAGAAACACGAGCGUGAUGAAGAAAGGGGGCAUCUUCUCUGCGGAAUUUUUGAAGGUUUUUCUGCCAUCUCUGUUGCUUUCCCAUCUGCUUGCCAUUGGAUUAGGGAUUUAUAUCGGAAGACGGUUGACAACUACAGCUUACAGCACCAGUUCGUUGUAAGAUGGGAACAAAUCUUCAUCUCCUACAAAAACCAUGACUACAUUCAUCCAGACAUGCAAAAUGGUGAAUGAAAAGGAACUCCUGUGUGUGCAGAAGUGGCACAGCUAUGUAUGUUUUGGUCCCUAAAUGUGUGCUCUUGGGGCUUUUUCUAAUUGUAGAGGGAAAGAUUGAAAACCAACACCAAACGACUCCUUUGUAAACUAACCUCUUGUCGCUCAAGUCAUCAAAUUUUUGACAGAGGUCUUUAAAUGAACUGUGUGUUUGUGAACAGAAUGUCUAUAUUGAAAAUUAUGUAGCAAGGGAUUAAAUGGUUCGUCUUGUUU